This is a messenger RNA of Cherax quadricarinatus, 2094 nucleotides long. The record is from RefSeq and is a predicted model, not a curated record. NCBI's taxonomy places the organism in Eukaryota, Metazoa, Arthropoda, Malacostraca, Decapoda, Parastacidae.
UUUAGUUCUUCCUCAACACUAACCAGUAGAUCUUCCUCAUCAGUAACCAGUAGUUCUUCCACAUCACGAACCAGUAGUUCUUUCAAAUCUCUAACCAGUAGUUCUUCCCCAACACUAACCAGUAGUUCUUCCUCAUCACUAACCAGUAGUUCUUCUUCAGCAUUACCAAGCAGUUCUUCCUCAUCAUUAAUCAGUAGUUCCUCCUCAUCGGUAAUCUGUAGUUCUUCGUCAUCAGUAACGAGCACAUCUUCCUCAUCAGCAACCAGUAAUUCUUCAUCAUUAGUAACCAAUAGUUAUUCCUCCUCAGUAACCAGUAGUCCUUACUCAUCAGCAUCCAGUAGUUCUUCUUCCUCAAUAACCAGUAGACCUUCCUCAUCAGUAACCAGUAGUUCUGCCACAUCUCGAAUCAUUAGUUCUUCCAAAUCACUAACCAGUUUUUCUUCCCCAUUACUAACCAGUAGUUCUUCUUCACCAGUAAGCAGUACUUUUUCCUCAUCAAUAAGCAGUAGUUCUUCUCCAUCUGCAAGCAGUAGUUCUUUGCCAUCAGAGAAAAGUAGUUCUUUCUCAACAAUAUCCAGUCGUUCCUCCUCAUCAGUAACUAGUAAUUCUUUCUCAUCACUAACCAGAAAUUCCUCUUCGUCACUAACCAGUAGUUCUUACUCAUCACUUUCAAGUAGUUCUUCCCAAUAUCUAACCAGUAGUUCUUCCCCAUCUCUAACAAGUAGUUCAUUCUCAUCAUUAACUAGUAGUUCCUGCUCAUCUGUAACCAUCAUAUCUUCCUCAUCAGUAACCAGUUAUUCUUCCCAUUCACUAAGCAGUAGUUCUUCCUCAUCAGUAUCCAAUAAUUCUUCUUCAUCAGCAACCAGUACUUCUUCCUCAUUAGUAACCAGUAGUUAUUCCUCAUCAGUAACCAGUAGUCCUUACUUAUCAGCAUCCAGUAGUUCUUCCUCAUCACUAACCAGUAGUUCUUCCUCCUCUCUAACCAGUAGAUCUUCCUCAUCAGUAACCAGUAGUUCUGCCACAUCUCGAAUCAUUAGUGCUUCCAAAUCACUAACCAGUAGUUCUUCCCCAUCACUAACCAGUAGUUCUUCUUCAUCAAUAAGCAGUAGUUCUUUGCCAUCAGAGAAAAGUAGUUUCUCCUCAGCAGUAACCAAUAGUUCUUCCUCAUCAGUAACCAGUAAAUCUUCCUCAUCGCUAACCAAUAGUUCUUCCUCAUAUGUAACCAGUAGUUCUUCUUCUUCAGCAACCAGUAAUUUUUCGUCAUUAGUAACCAGUGGUUCUUCCUCAUCACUGUCCAGUAGUUCCUCCUCAUUAACCGUUAUUUCUCCCUCAUCACUAAGCAGUAGUUCUUCCUCAUCAAUAAGCAGUGGUUCUUCUACAUCUGCAACUAGUAGUUCGUUACCAUCAGAGAAAACAGUAAGUUUUUCAGCAGAAACUUUACCAGCAGUACCACCUCCAGCAGUACCAGCUCCAGCAGUACCAACUCGAGCAGUACCAGCUCCAUUAGCUUCUGUUCCAGUAGUACCAGUUCCUUCACGACCACCUCCAGCAGCAUCAGCUCCACUAGUACCAGCUCCAGCAGUACGAGCUCCAGCAGAAACAGCUCCAGAAGUACCAGCUCCAGAAGUACCAGCUCCAACAGUACAAUGUCUAGCAGUAUCAGUUCUAGUAGUAAAAGUUACUUCACUACCACCUCCAGCAGUACCAGCCCCUGCAAAGUUAGCUGCAGCAGUACUACCUUCAUUGGUAUCAGUUCCAGCGGUAUCAGCUCUAGUAGUACCAGCUCCUUCACUACCAGUUCCAGUAGUGCCAGCUCCAGCCGUACCAGCUCCAGCAGAAUUAGUUCCAUCAGUACCAGUUCCAGCAGUACCAGCUCAAGCAGUAUUUGUUAUAGCAGUAUCAGCUCUAUCAGUAAGAGAUCCGGCACUAAAGGCUCCAGUAGUAUCAACUCCAAGAGUACCAGCUAUAGCAGUUCCACCUCCACCAGCAUUAACUACAGCAGUAUCAGCUCCAGCAGCACCAGCUCCUGUAGAAUCAGUUCCAUCAGUAUCAGCUCCAGCAGUACCAGCUUCAUCGGUUUUAGAUCCAGCUUAA